CUACUAUAUAUAUACUCGACUUUAAUGGCAGUAGAAGAAGAAUCACCAAAUCCAUCCGAAGAACCAAGCCCUAAUCAGGCCGAUACCACGGAGAAAACAUGGCGAUAUUCUCCAAUGCAUUAUCAUCUCCACAGCCUUCAUGGUUCACGCCCAAAAGGUUACUUGGGAUCUUCUGUGUUAUUAACUUGAUAAAUUAUGUUGACCGAGGAGCAAUAGCAAGUAAUGGUGUAAAUGGUAGUAGUGGAACUUGCACACAAAGCGGUGCAUGCACAUCUGGUACUGGAAUUCAGGGAGAUUUUAACUUGAACAAUUUUGAAGAUGGCGUUCUAUCUUCUGCUUUCAUGGUCGGGCUUCUUGUGGCAUCUCCAAUAUUUGCAUCCUUAGCGAAGAGGGUUAAUCCAUUCAGGCUUAUUGGAGUUGGGUUGUCUGUUUGGACUUUUGCUGCAGCUGGUUGUGGUUUGUCAUUUGAUUUCUGGUCCAUCACUAUCUGCCGCAUGCUAGUUGGUGUUGGUGAAGCUUCUUUUAUAAGCCUUGCAGCUCCAUUCAUUGAUGAUAAUGCUCCAGUGGCUCAGAAAACAGCAUGGCUUGCAAUGUUUUACAUGUGUAUACCAGCUGGAGUUGCGCUUGGCUAUGUUUAUGGUGGAUUGGUUGGAGAUUACUCCAAUUGGCGUUUUGCAUUCUUUGGGGAGGCCAUCUUGAUGUUUCCAUUUGCUGUUCUAGGUUUCGUUAUGAAACCUUUGCAGUUGAAAGGUUUUUCUCCUGUUGAAUCUCGAAAAGCACUGACAGCUGUCUCGGAAGUUAAAGGUGAUUCAACCGGUACAGGUGGCAUGCUAUCAAUGAAGGCAGAUUUCGUAGAUCAAAGCUCAAAUGGACCUUCCAAGUCAAAAUUUGGAUACAUUAAUCUGGAUGAGCUAUCACAAUUUUUGAAAGAUAUUAAAGUGCUUUUGCUUGAAAAGGUUUAUGUCGUCAAUGUUCUAGGUUACAUAGCGUACAACUUUGUCAUAGGUGCAUAUUCAUACUGGGGGCCAAAAGCUGGUUAUAACAUUUAUCACAUGACCGAUGCUGAUUUGAUUUUUGGAGGACUUACAAUUGUCUGUGGAAUAUUGGGAACGCUAGCAGGAGGUUAUGUUCUAGAUAAAAUGACUGCCACAAUCCCCAAUGCUUUUAAGCUUCUUUCUGCAACAACAUUGUUGGGGGCUGCAUUUUGCUUUACUGCUUUCUGUUUUAAGAGCCUAUAUGCUUUCCUUGCUUUUUUCGCGAUUGGUGAACUACUUGUAUUUGCCACUCAGGGUCCUGUCAAUUAUAUAUGUCUUCACUGUGUUAAACCAAGUAUGAGACCAAUUUCCAUGGCUAUGUCUACUGUCUCAAUUCACAUCUUUGGUGAUGUGCCUUCCUCUCCACUUGUUGGGGUUUUCCAGGAUUACGUCAACAACUGGAGGGAGACUGCUCUGGUUCUGACAUCUGUGUUGUUUCUGGCAGCUGGAAUAUGGGUUAUUGGUAUCUUUCUUCCCAGUAUCGAUAGAUUUGAUGAAGAGAGUGAGCAUCAACUCACGAACACGGGGUCACACACGACGCCCAUGACGCCGUUGCUUGAAGAGAAGACUGCAGAAAAAACAGAAUCUUCUAGUGAACCAUGAACCCCUUUUGCCACAAUACAAAGUUUCAGUUCUGGCUAUGGGCAAACACGUAUUUCAUGUAAAUGCUCACUUGAUCCUUUUCUCAUUUGUAUAUAUCACAAUGUACCGAUCGUGAUUAUAAGAAGUGUUUAUAUUACCAUGUUUCAAAACUUAUUGCAAGGUUUUGAAAUUGAUAGUUAACAUAUGCGACAAAUUGUGAAGAACACCAUAUUCGAGUUCGAGCAUAUGCAUGUAAACUUCCGGUAUCUAUAAAGCAUUUCCAACUGGUAAA
Rhododendron vialii is the source of this 1908-nucleotide messenger RNA. Its product is annotated as probable sphingolipid transporter spinster homolog 2. Bases 99 to 1637 code for a protein of 512 amino acids. NCBI's taxonomy places the organism in Eukaryota, Viridiplantae, Streptophyta, Magnoliopsida, Ericales, Ericaceae. The record is from RefSeq and is a predicted model, not a curated record. Gene Ontology annotation, molecular function: transmembrane transporter activity. Gene Ontology annotation, cellular component: membrane. The transcript has 16 exons. Gene Ontology annotation, biological process: transmembrane transport.